Lindgomyces ingoldianus is the source of this 3429-nucleotide messenger RNA. RefSeq lists its product as uncharacterized. Gene Ontology annotation, molecular function: protein binding. Bases 1 to 3150 code for a protein of 1049 amino acids. The transcript has 13 exons. The record is from RefSeq and is a predicted model, not a curated record. NCBI's taxonomy places the organism in Eukaryota, Fungi, Ascomycota, Dothideomycetes, Pleosporales, Lindgomycetaceae.
AUGGUCCUUUAUGCUACGGAUGCUUAUGCAGCGAACACGUCGUCCGACUGUGGUUCCAUAGAGACAAAAAAGGCCGUAGAUGCAAUCCUACGGCCUUUUCUCACCUACUCGCGAGGUUUGGUUUUCUUGGGCAUUGAGAUUAUUGUCCAUGUGAUCCUCCGGUUCAAUGGGGUUGGAUACAUCCACGAGGUAAACACAUAUGCAGCCGAGAAGUCAAUAAGCCUCAAUUUAAGUCCCAAGAUGGAGCUGUAUCAGCAUCGUGUAUUACUUCAGUACAGAAAACGAGCGUUAAAUUCACUUGUUACCACUUUUUCCCAAUCCGGCAUCCAGAUCCUGACCCAUGGCUGCAUGUUUAAAUCCCCCGACUUGGGAUUCAUACUAGUCAUUUCGCUGCCAUCUGAAGGUGGCUCAUACGGGCUUAUCGCGCACGAGAAGGAUCAUGUAACUAUAUAUUCCCCUUUUCCUCCGUACGGAGGAAAAGACAGAGCAAUAGAACCAGAAACAUGUUGCCCCCACCCUACCUACUUCCUGAAAGAGCCCAUUCAACAUAAUCUAAUAUUAUCCUGCACCCUACAUAACACCUUUACAGAGACUCUCGGAAUCUUACACCGUUCGAUCCGCAGGCAAAUAAUCAAAAAUCUCCUUAUAAGACUACUCCGGCAUCUACCGUUUCAACAUCCUACCGGUCCUGUUAUGCGGUUAAGCUUCUUAUGGAUACAGCCUGACGGGUCACUCCCAAGGGCACAAGACCUCGUCCCCUCAGAUUUCAUAUUAUUUCCUCUAACACAUGAACUGCAUUAUUUCUUCCCAUAUAACCUGCGCAACUCCCUAUUGCAAGACCACCCUCAUGAGCCGCGUAUGCCAGCUCAGCCCUGCCUUCUUAAUGCAGCCGCUAUACAGUGUUUUUGUAGCGUAACGCCCGGUUUCACGAAAACAAAUACUAGUGUGGUUAUGUUGCAAGAAGAUCGUGUAGAUUGCAGACAAGUCAACCAGCAAGUCAACCAGCAAGUCAACCAGCAAGUCAAGUUUACUCUGGACCUUGAAAACCCCACAAACUUGCUUGUUGACAAGCCUGGUAACAAGAGCAAUCUGGAGACUGAGACCGGAUAUCAGAUAACGAACCUACUAAUAUUAGACCAGGCGCAAGCGGCCUUGCCGUUCAAUCAUGUGAUAGGAAUUGCGCUUUGGCCAUGGGCAGUUUUGGUGUUCCUGAAGAGGGUCAGUUUUAGGAAAUGUGUGUCAGAACACUCGUGGUCAUACCGGGCGUUAGGCCUCGACAUAAGGCCGGAAUUCUGCGCGCAUGUGUACAUUCCUACAAUCCACUUCCUAAAUAUAUCGAGCAAGUUAGUAUGCCGUGCCGCAACUCUGACGUCGUUUUUCUUGUUUCUGGUGCCCCGCCGCCCGACGGCCAGCAGUCGUGCGGUAGAAAGCCUUCUUCUUACCCGCAGCUUUGAACCAACUUCCGACAAGCAAAUCCGCCCAACGCUACUCUUUCCAAGUUGCACUACCCAGUUUUUUCAUAGAGCUAUGGACCGGUUUCCGCAAGAAUUAAUCGACCGACUCUGUAGCCAUCUUCCUGCCGAAGAUUUACGAAACACCUAUUAUGUCUCGACCAGAUUCCGCAAAGCCGCGGAGGAGCAUGCCGGAGGGUACAGAACUCACUCAAUCGAAAUCACCAAAGAGAGCAGUCAGCGUUUCAUCGGCCGUUAUUCCGGUUUUCGGCUUCGCUAUCUUAAACAUGUCCAAUUCCGCACCUCCUUCCCAGACCUAGUGGUCAACGAUGAUUAUGGUUGCCGCGAAAGCGCCGACGAACAACUCGAGAAAGACAAGAUCUUCACCAUGCAGAUUAAAAAUCUCUUCGCGACACUUAAAAUAGUAGAGGAGCAUGCGGGUGAGAGGAACCGCGGGAAAUAUCAACUUACAAUACACAGUCCCUCUCAGCAAUGCUCAGGUGAUCACUGUCUUCACCGGGAACACGCUCAUUGGCGAACUCACCUGCUGGAGCCUGAGACUCUCCCUAGCCUAAUGUCAGUUGGCUCUCUUCAAAUAAACAAUAAUCAUUCCAAGGCAAAACUCGAUUAUCGAAUUCUGAUUGACCUCGUUACCCGAUGUCCAAACGUAGAGAAUCUUGAGUGCCACACUGGAAAGGAUGAGUGGACUCCGAGCUAUUAUGAUGAGCCUGCGAAAUUAUUCAUCUGGGAGUAUGACGGACCCCGACGAGACACAAGGCAUGGUUUCGGCAAAGCAAUCACGCCAACCAAUAUACCUAAAUCCCUUCAACGAGUUGAGUUGAACUUUUUUUGUCGUGAAGCCAUGAUGGAGGCAGACUGCAUCCACCACUGGACGGCCAUGCCGAAUCUCGUUAGUCCUGCAUUGAAAGACCCUUUCAGUACCAGCCUUCGGAUUCUAUCCUACCAUCUUCAGGAAAUUCGGCUCCGCGCUCAAGUGGACGAAACAUUGUUCUGGCCUGAGGAUAGUUCGACACCGACUUGGCCACAUCUCCAAAGGGUCUUCAUCAUGUUCCAUAUGGUGUCGCCGUCGGGGGCUUGGUAUUUCGAAGGACCAAGGAGCGAAGGUAGAGAGUCAACCGGCUACGAGGUCAACGAGUCUUCAUACCCACCACUUGAACCCACUGAAGAAGACGAAGAGUUGGAUGGGGUCGCGUGUGGGGACAGGUCUUUCCAGGACGGGUACAACUUCUGGUUCCGCAUAUCGCCAAAUGACCAUGUAUUGGGACCAUUCCUUGCGAGUUUCGCCAAAGCCGCAGCGAACAUGCCAGAUUUGAGACAGGCUAUAUUAUGGUCACCCCUUAAGUGGGAUGUGGAUGGCGGCGAGGAUGACGAACGUGAAGCGUUCGACUACUUUAUGCCUCCCAAGGAAUUCUGUCCAGACUACCUUGCAUGGGGAUUGGCAUACUAUAUUCCUGGAGGAGCGGCAUUUGCCACAAAUCCUGGAGAAGUCAAGUGCGAUGCUCGCCAGAUAUGGUGGAAAGUCGGGGAAUGGCGCCCAAAUCCAGAGAUCCAUGGUCUCUUCCAGCAAAUUGGUCGUCAAGAGCAUGGCGAAGCAUUGAAGGAAUACUGGGAUGACGAUAAAUUCGGCCAAGGAUUAGUUUCGCGAAACUACUUUGAGCCUUGGACGCCAGAAGAGUAGAUCUCUCUCAUUUGUUAGCGUCAACAUGUUCAGGAAUUGAUUUUGGAUUUGGGUUCACCACCUGUGAGGCCUUCGAGGAGCGCAGAGAUUAUGAGGAACCGAGGUGAUUGCUAAAGGGUGGUAUCUACGGAUCUACAUAUGAUGCCAAGUAGGUAUCACACGACGAUCACAGGGAGCAUAUGAAGAUCAUAGGCGGCGGUAGUUCGUGAAUACAAGCAGAUGAUGGAGCGAGGCGAGCUCCGUAACUGCAAACACCACCACAGCAUGUGGCUUGUGACC